ACUAAUCAACCACCAGAAAGAAACAAUUAAAAAACACACAAAAACUGCAAUCAUCUGCUUUCGAACAAAAACACUCAUCAUGAAGAAGUUCGAAUCGAUUUAGACGGGUUUGGUUUAUUGUGUUUCGUAACGUAUUUUCAACCGUAAGGAAGUGGGAAACAAUGGAGUGUUCGGUGUUCCAUCACGUGGUGAUUGUGUUGAUGUUACUUUGGCUUCUCUCUUACUUGAAUAGAUCACACGCCCUUUUGUAUUUCCUCGCCCUCGUUUACCUCUACCUGGUUCAUGAGCGUUACGUGAUGAGACUGAGGAAGAAGUUUCAGUUUGAAGAGAGGAAGCAAGCUAACCAGAAACGGGUUCUAUCUGAUUCUGAAUCGGUGCGGUGGUUGAAUCAUGCCGUGGAGAAGAUAUGGCCUAUUUGUAUGGAACAGAUUGCCUCUCAGAAGAUUCUUCGCCCCAUCAUACCUUGGUUCUUAGACAAGUAUAGACCUUGGACCGCGAAAGAAGCUUUGAUACAACAUCUCUAUUUGGGAAGAAACCCUCCUUUGUUGACUGAUUUAAGAGUGCUAAGGCAAUCUACUGGUGAUGAUCACUUGGUGCUGGAACUUGGAAUGAACUUCCUCACAGCAGAUGAUAUGAGCGCAAUACUCGCUGUGAAGUUGAGGAAAAGACUUGGGUUUGGGAUGUGGACUAAGUUACAUCUCACAGGGAUGCAUGUCGAAGGAAAGGUGUUGAUUGGAGUGAAGUUCCUUCGUAGAUGGCCGUUUCUGGGGCGGUUACGCGUCUGUUUUGCAGAGCCGCCUUAUUUCCAAAUGAAUGUGAAACCAAUCUUCACUCACGGAGUUGAUGUUACUGUCCUUCCAGGAAUUGCAGGAUGGCUAGACAAACUCUUGUCUAUUGCAUUUGAGCAGACUCUUGUUGAGCCAAAUAUGCUUGUAGUUGAUAUGGAGAAGUUUGUUAGCCCACAAUCAGGAGAGAAUUGGUUCUUUGUUGAUGAGAAAGAACCAGUUGCACACGCUCUUGUUGAAGUCGUUGAAGCAUCUGAUGUUAAACCAUCAGAUCUAAACGGUUUUUCUGAUCCUUAUGUGAAAGGCCAGCUCGGCGCCUGCAGAUUCAAAACCAAGAUACUAAAGAAAACGCUCUCUCCCAAAUGGCAAGAAGAGUUCAAGAUCCCAAUCUUGACGUGGGACUCUCCAAACAUCCUCAACUUCGAAGUCCAAGACAAAGACCGGUUCAGCGACGACAGCCUCGACGACUGUUCAGUCAACAUCGCAGGGUUUAAAGGCGGGGAGAGAAACGAUAUGUGGCUGCCUCUUCAGAACAUCAAGAUGGGGAGGCUUCACCUCGCUAUUACAGUGACCGAGGACGAAGCAAAGGUGGAUGAUGCUGAUGAUCCGUUUGAAGGAGCGACGAUAAGUAAAGAAGACAUGUGGGCUUCCUUUGCUACUGAUGAUGCAAAUAGAGGCUCAUUCUCUUCGGUGGUGUCUGAUAAGUCUCCGAGAGUUAGGGAUAAUCUUGAACCGAUUAACAUUGAAGGACAAGAAGAGACUGGGAUAUGGGUGCAUCAGCCAGGAACUGAAGUCUCACAGAUUUGGGAGCCGAGGAAAGGCAAGAGUCGAUGCGCUGACAACAACAUACGUGGAGUUACUCUUGAGGCUUCUACUGGUAGUAACGAAAGCAGCAGUCCUGAUGAGAACCAGGAAGGGAAGAACAAAGCGAGGUCUGUUGGUAAAGGAUUGAAGAAAGUUUUUCAUAGGAAUGGGAAGAAGGAAGAGUCUGGGAACGUGGAGGAGGAUGUGAGGUCUCCUAGGGUCAACUUGAAGGCGUUGAAUCGAAAGGAUGUUGGUGUUAAGUACAUUGUUGAAGACCGUUUGUCUGGGCCUUUGACGGGGAGAAGUCCGAGAGGUGAGAGCUUUGGCUCUGAGGAUGGUCAGAACAAGGGGCAUAUGAAGGAUGUUGCCAAGAGCAUUCUGAAACACGCUGAGAAGUCUGCGAGGCAUAUAAAGCACGCGUUUUCACGUAAAGGGUCGAGGAAGUCGAGAGAUGAUGAGUGCUCAACGGUUCCUGAGAAUGAGUCUGUGUUUGGUUCAGAAUGUCAGUUUGAAUAUUCUGAUGAUGAUGAUACUGCACAUGGCAGUGUGCAGGGGACACCAAGAAAAGCAAAACCUCAAGGAGAUGUCGUUAGGGCAGGAGAAGAUGGUCUUGUGAAUACAUCAGCAAACUCUAAAGAAGAUUCUAGAGGUGUUACACAUAUGGAUGCUUCACCUGGAGCUGAGAAAGUCUCUACGCCAAAAAAAGUCCAAUGAUAGAAAAGAGAUAUAGGUAAUAAAAGGCUUGUUAAGUUGAGUAGUUUUAAAUUUACAACAAAGGAAAAUAUUGUACAGCUUUUGAGUUUUGAGUCUUAUGUUUUGGUUUACAGCCUUUAGAGUGUCUGUCUAAUCACUGGCUUUGAAACUAUUCUAAAUAUUCUCAAGCAAAUGCUCUGUCUUAAUAGAAAGAAGUUUGACCA
Messenger RNA from Brassica oleracea var. oleracea, 2506 nucleotides. RefSeq names its product C2 domain-containing protein At1g53590-like. The record is from RefSeq and is a predicted model, not a curated record. The coding region runs from base 162 to 2303 and encodes 713 amino acids. The transcript has 10 exons. Lineage: Eukaryota; Viridiplantae; Streptophyta; Magnoliopsida; Brassicales; Brassicaceae. Gene Ontology annotation, molecular function: lipid binding.